This is a messenger RNA of Mus musculus (house mouse), 4818 nucleotides long. RefSeq names its product RAS, guanyl releasing protein 3 (gene Rasgrp3). Gene Ontology annotation, biological process: small GTPase-mediated signal transduction. NCBI's taxonomy places the organism in Eukaryota, Metazoa, Chordata, Mammalia, Rodentia, Muridae. The transcript has 18 exons. Gene Ontology annotation, molecular function: calcium ion binding; diacylglycerol binding; guanyl-nucleotide exchange factor activity. The coding region runs from base 540 to 2615 and encodes 691 amino acids. Gene Ontology annotation, cellular component: cytosol. The record is from RefSeq and is marked validated.
AUUGAGCUCAAAGCCUAGCCCCUUCAAGGUAGUGGUUUGUUGGGCACGAAUAGGCUUGCAAAUCUCUUUCUUUCUUUCUUCUUCUUUUUAUUAUUUUGCUUUUCCUCUUCACUUAUGAAUUGGACUUGAGCAAUGGAGGGGACAACAGCUCUUUCAGGGGGAGCCCAGCCAUCUUGAGGGGUUCAGGCACCUUGAAGAGACUUUCAAGAACCUGGUGAAAGGAGGAUCCACACCUCUUGUGAACUUCCACUGACUACAUGACUGCGGAUUCGGGUUUUCCAGAGCCCUUAUCAUUUGAGUUUAACGAACCAGUUCUUCACUCUGCUUCCUUCAUGCCCUUCCCAGGGAUGACAACUGCCCUUGGCAUCUUUUCAGACCUGGAACUCUAUCUGUAUGAAAAUAGAUUAGCAUUCUUGAAGUAUAAUUAAGAAGGAACAUUACCUGCCAAAGGGCGAGAGAACCACUGCCUCGUACAGAUAUGGAGAUAGUCUGUCUGCUGCUGGAAAUGUCUCCAGAUUUUUGACAACGGCUAAAGAACCAUGGGGUCCAACGGGCUCGGGAAAGCGGCAACACUAGAUGAACUUCUCAGCACAUGCAUUGAGAUGUUUGAUGACAAUGGAGACCUGAACGACAGUUACUUGCCCAGAAUCGUGUUACUGAUGCACCGAUGGUAUUUAUCCUCCACUGAACUGGCAGGAAAACUCCUCUGCAUGUAUCGGAAUGCCAGUGGAGAAAGCUGUGAUGAGUUCCGACUGAAGAUCUGCUAUUUCAUGAGGUACUGGAUUCUGAAAUUUCCUGCAGAGUUUAAUUUGGAUCUUGGUUUGAUUCGCAUGACUGAGGAGUUCCGGGAAGUAGCUAGUCAACUAGGACAUGAAAAACACAUCAGCCUCAUGGACAUAUCUAGCGUUCCUUCCUAUGACUGGAUGAGGAGAGUCACACAGAGGAAAAAAGUAUCCAAAAGGGGAAAGGCCUGCCUCUUAUUUGACCAUCUGGAGCCCAUUGAGUUGGCGGAGCACCUCACUUUUCUGGAGCAUAAAUCUUUUAGAAGGAUCUCAUUCACAGAUUAUCAGAGCUAUGUCAUCCAUGGCUGUCUGGAGAAUAACCCGACAUUGGAGAGAUCUAUUGCUUUAUUUAAUGGAAUCUCUAAGUGGGUCCAGUUGAUGGUUCUUAGCAAACCAAGUGCGCAACAAAGGGCAGAAGUCAUCACAAAGUUCAUCAAUGUAGCCCAGAAACUCCUUCAACUAAAAAAUUUUAACACCUUGAUGGCAGUGGUUGGUGGCCUUAGUCACAGCUCCAUUUCCCGACUCAAAGACACCCAUUCUCACCUCUCUUCCGAAGUUACAAAGAACUGGAAUGAAAUGACAGAGUUGGUCUCCUCCAAUGGCAAUUACUGCAAUUACCGCAAAGCCUUUGCUGACUGUGAUGGCUUCAAAAUCCCCAUCCUUGGCGUGCACUUGAAAGACUUGAUAGCAGUCCAUGUCAUUUUCCCAGACUGGAUGGAGGAGAACAAAGUGAACGUUGUGAAAAUGCACCAGCUUUCUGUUACCCUGAGUGAACUGGUCUCCCUGCAGAAUGCCUCUCACCACUUGGAACCUAACAUGGAUUUGAUCAACCUACUCACUCUCUCUCUGGACCUCUACCACACAGAGGAUGAUAUUUACAAACUGUCACUGGUGUUGGAGCCUAGAAAUUCCAAAUCGCAGCCAACCUCCCCAACGACACCUAAUAAGCCUGUGGUACCUCUGGAGUGGGCUUCAGAAGUGGUACCAAAGCCAGACCCCACAAUCAUCAACAAACACAUAAGGAAGUUGGUUGAGUCUGUGUUUCGAAACUACGAUCAUGACCACGAUGGUUACAUCUCCCAAGAGGACUUUGAGAGCAUAGCUGCCAAUUUCCCCUUCCUGGAUUCCUUCUGCGUACUAGACAAAGAUCAGGACGGCCUAAUUAGCAAAGACGAAAUGAUGGCUUAUUUCCUGAGAGCUAAAUCUCAGCUACACUGCAAAAUGGGACCAGGCUUCAUCCAUAAUUUUCAGGAGAUGAACUAUCUCAAGCCGACCUUCUGCGAACACUGUGCGGGAUUUCUCUGGGGCAUAAUCAAACAAGGCUACAAGUGCAAAGACUGUGGAGCCAACUGCCACAAGCAGUGCAAAGACCUCUUGGUUCUGGCCUGCAGGAGACUUGCCAGGGCACCCUCCUUGAGCAGCAACCCCGGGUCACUGCCUGGAAGCCCAGCCUUGCCCCCAGUGCAGGAUGAGGUAUUUGAGUUUCCUGGGGUCACGGCUGGACACCGAGACCUGGACAGCAGAGCCAUUACCCUGGUUACAGGAUCUUCCCGGAAGAUCUCCGUGAGGCUGCAGAGAGCCACCACUAGUCAAGCCACCCAGACGGAACCUGUGUGGUCAGAGGCUGUCUGGGGAGACUCAGGGUCCCAUACCUUCCCCAAAAUGAAAUCCAAGUUCCAUGACAAAGCAGCAAAGGACAAGGGCUUUGCCAAGUGGGAAAACGAGAAGCCCACGGUACAAGCUGGUGUGGAUGUUGUAGAUCGAGGCACUGCAUUUGAACCUGACCAGGAUGAUGGGCAAGAUGAAGCCAAGCAGGGUGGUGAGGAUGGCUGAGGUCAAGCUUGGGAAACCAAAGGCAAUCAAGUCGGCUAUGAGGAGGAGAGAGAAGAGGCGCUCUGAAAGGCACGGUCUCUCUCAGAAGCGGUCUGGAAAAGAGAUUUGGAUAUGCUCACAGCCUCCAGUCAUCCUGGAAUCCCCAUGACUGGACUACGGGAUAGAGAAUUUACCCUGACUGAACUAUUUAUUUCCUGUACUCUGUCUGCCCCUGCUGAGGUGCCACGAAAACUACUUAAGCAGCUUCCCACAUCUCUCUAAAGCCAUUUGUAGCCAGGGGGAUGAAAGCUUUGGUGCACGUGCGUGGUUUUCUCUAAAAUCAAAACUUAGCUCUUUUGGACAAUAUUAUUUUUGUAAAGUGUGUGCGUGUGUGUAGGGGUGUCUCAAAAGAAGUUGAAUUUGAGCUCCUUUGUGUGUGCCUUUUAGAUGGGACCAGGACUUGAAGUUUUAUUGAGGGACAAAGACAUUCUUUAGACCCUGAAAGGCAGUGAACCCUCUGCUGCUGAUUGGCUGUAAGGAGUGUUUAUAGUGUCCUACCACACAGUGGCUGUGCUUGUAAUGCCAUGUGUGUGUAUCACCUAGGUCUCAAUCAAUCCUGGAUCACUAAGGGGAAUCAUAUCCCCAAAGCCCCCCUAAUACUCAUGCUAGAUAUGGUAAAAACAAACAAAACAAAACAAAACAAAUCAAAACAGCAUACACCUGGCCACCUAAUUGAGUUCCCCACUCUUUCUGAAGAUUCCCAAAAUAGAAUGUUAAUUAAGAAAGCAAAUCAAGUUCUGAGGGAUGAAAUUUAGUAGAAAGACCCACCAAAUUACUAGGUUAAAGAUAAACAACCAGUUUGGUAAGCUGAAAGUAAGCCUAUGAUUUUUAUUUUAGAUAAUUUCUAGAUGCAAAAGGUAACUUAAUUUCUUCCUAAUAAAUUCUCACCCAUAGUUAGAAAAACAUUUACAAUUCUCAUCUCUAGCUCUUCUUCUUCCCCACCCUUCCCCCCUUUCUCCAUGUGGCCAUGGCUGGCCACAGGGCUCUCUCUUCCAACCUUCUCUCUUCUUCUCUGCCUUUCUACAGUAAAGCUUUAAAACCAUGAAAAAAAAAUUCACAAAAGAAAAAAUGACCAUAAACUUCAACUAUGGAUUGAUAUUCCAUGUACACAUUUAAAAUAUUAAUAAUUUAAAUGUCUUUCUUUGAGUGUGUAUCUUUUGAAAUAGAGACGCCAGGCUGAUAUUCCAAUACCUAUAAUCUCUGCACUUGGGCCAUGAGAUAGGAGGACCCCAAGUCUGAGGUCAUCCUGGGCAAUUUAGCAAGAAUCUGUCUAAAAAAAAAAUGUAGGGGCUGGAGAGAUGGCUCAGCAGUUAAGAGCACUGGCUGCUCUUCUAGAGGUCCUGAGUUCAAUUCCUAGCAACCACAUGGCGGCUCACAACCAUCUAGGGAUCUGAUGCCCUCUCCUAGUAUGUCUGAAGACAGCUACAGUGCACUCAUAUACAUAAGUCUUUAAAAAGUAAUAAUCAAAAUAAAAGAAAAAUUGAGGUGAUUGAGUCUGUCAUUGAGGGAACCAUAUCAUAUCAAAUAACCAGUUAGGAAAUAUUCCAGGUGGGUACCAGGUGGGCUAACGUGUGUAUCCCAUGUAAAACUGACUAUGGUCUUAUUUGUGAAAGUCACUUCCAUACAGCUCAACUGCUAAUACUAUGCUCCUCCUUAGAAAUGGAGAGCAUGAGGCCAUAACUGCUAAGUGGUUCCAGUGUCUUAAGACAACCUUGGUAGAGGUGACACAAUGUGCCCCGAAGGUUCUGGAAUGGGGCAUGAUUCAGAUUGGGGAUACUAAACAAUAAGUGAUGUCUCUACUUGAAGGAGCCGUGAUUAACUAGAUGAGAACGAGAACUCAUUAAUGGUCGAGCGCCUCGGGCAGUGCUGUUGGAUCUAUGUAUAUAGACUGUUACUAUUCAUAAAUACAGCAGAGUACGUGUUAACGGAUUCAAAACAGAAACUGACAAGUCAAGUGCUGGCAAACCCUCUAAAAACACCCAGAAGGAAACCUUAGGGAAGGCUGGAGUCUUUGUAUUUCUUUUCAAAGGAAUUAUCUCACCUGCCAUUUGGUUUAUAUAUUUAUUAGUUUUCAUAUAUAGAAGGAAUUUUGUAUCUCUGGUCUUCCUAUGAUAAGGAAGACAAAAUGUACCUUCAAUGAAAAAUAAACAUACACAAAAAGAAA